CGCAGGCUGAGUCAUUCCUAGGAGUAACUUUAUACCGAUCCUCGCACUCUGGGGUCGGGACAAAGACAUCAUCUCUCCGUUCCUCCCACUCGGUGAGCUUCGUUCGGCCUCGGCCAAACUCCACUCUCCCGUUUCUCGAGUCCAACACAGAAUUAAGGGCUGAUCCCUGGCAGCGAUGAGCACAAGUCAGGAUGUGUCUCGGGAGGUUCGGACGUCCCUCGCCCUUGGCCACUCCGGCAACUAGGCCGGGUGCUGACCCGCAGCGCAGAGAGAGGGAUCCCAAGGCUCCGUCCGAGAAAGCCGCUGGCAGCCCCGUAACGAGAGAGCCCGACCCACACCCCCCGCAGCCUGGUGGAGCAUCGAUUCGAACCGCUUUUGUCUCCAAAGGGGCUCUCGCGCCGGGAAGGCGGCCAGUGGGCAACACCUGCCGGGGCGGGAGGCGCCGGGGCCCUCGGGUGCACACACCUGCGCGUGGGCCGGGCACGGGCCGGCCGGAACCCUGGACCCCGCGACCCCGGCCCACCGUGCCAGGGCCCGCCGCGCGACCGCUGUGCCAGAUGGGGGAAGGGGACGCGGGCGGCGGCGACACUUACCCGGCAGCGCCUCCUCCUUCGCUGGCGGCAGCAGCAGAGCCAGCGACCCCCGGCACCAUCUUCCGCCGCCGCCUAGUCCUCGGCGGCGGCUACCAACCGCCCAUUCGGCACCGCUAAGCCGACACAACCGCCGGCUUCCCGGGCGCCCGCCCGCCGCGACCCCGAACUCUAGGCAGGAGGGAGGGGUCCGGGCGGAGAAGGACGCGGGCAGGCCCCUCGGCUCUGGGUCUGGGGCCGGGGGACAGAGGGCCACGGCCUGUCAGAGCCGAGGGGCCCAGGCGACUGGGGGACCCUGAGGCAACGCCGAGGGCUCGGCAGGGCCGCGGACACCGCCGCGGCUUGGUUUGUUAUUGUCGACUCCGUCUCUUCCUCCGCGGAGCAUGCCGGGAAACGGCCUGCCGGGGGAGGGGCGCGCCUGGAGACGCAGAUAGGCGUCUACGCAGGUCCGGAAGUCGGCAGCCUGCCGGGAAGGGGGCGGCCCCGCCUCCGGCUCUUGGGCGGCGGGGCAUGUUGGCUGUCCUGGGCUGACCCUGGGAGACGCCGCUGGGGCUGCCUGUUAUGGUGCUAGCUGCCGUCCCGGCGCGUACUUUCCCAAGGUGAGUUUGACCUUCUUUGCGACAGCGAGUAGGCCCUGACUAAGGCCGACCCACCAAACUUUGGAUCGUCCCCAGGCGAAAGAGAGCUUGUCUCCCUCAGCCUGUCGCGGAGGAGCGGAGCCAGUCGAGGGCCUGGUGUCCCCGUCGCCUCUCCAGGGGCAACCUGCGGACUAGGCCAACGUCUGUAACGGGAUAACGUACCAGCGCCUGGCCCAGGCGUUCCUGUCGCCACCUCCCCACGUAUCCGGACCGCCGGGACUGCACGCAUCUGGCAAGCGUCCCCGUGUUAACUCUGCAAGGGUUAGGCGGCACAUUUUUUUCUCAGACCAGGUAAGGCAAGAAAACAUCCAAGAGAGAAGAGAGCGAAGGCUAGGCCGAUCGGAAUGAAAAUGUAAACGCCACAACCACGUUUUCAGCUUUACAAAUACUGAAUCUUGUAGUGGGUCUAGUGGGUUAGCUGUUAGUAUGAGCACCCUAAUGGGUGGGAGACAGUUUCAGGGGACUCUUGCAUUUGUAAAGAUGAUCAGUUACAGGCAAUGACUUGAAGCCACAAGGCUUGAAUAUUAAAAUCUGAUGAGCAGAUGUUACAGGUAGAAUAAUUACAUAAUAGUUUUCAAAUUCCUGCUAUAUCCAGGAAUAUCUGGAAUGAGUAAAAACUUGGAUGUGCCUUCUCUAAAGUUAUCAGGGCUUCUGAGUUGUGUUUGUAAAAAUAAGAGGCACAAGAAGGCACCAAACUGAACAAAAUGUUAGGUGGAAACUGCAAAACGUUGGUUAGCAUGAACAAUUUCAGUUUUCAAUCACCCUGACCAGUGUCUGGAAGUUAGGAUUGAGAUGGGCUUGUUUUAUUUAUUUACUUUUAAAUCUGUGCUGCUACAUAUCCCAAACAAACCUGGUCCUUAUCAUCAUUGGCAAGCCAUUUUACUUACCCGGUUAAGCUGGAAUUUUAUUACACCACCCCAGCAAGAUAGAGCAGAAAAGCGAAAAUUAAGCAGUAAAUGGUUAUUAUGCCUUAGGGGAAGGUGUGAACUGGCAAGACGAGAGCCGAGUUUAGUAGUACAGCAUAGUAAUCAGCAUACAUAAAAUAAGUGGUGAGGAGGAGUUUGGCCAGAAAU
Messenger RNA from Chlorocebus sabaeus (green monkey), 2301 nucleotides. The record is from RefSeq and is a predicted model, not a curated record. Lineage: Eukaryota; Metazoa; Chordata; Mammalia; Primates; Cercopithecidae.